Stylonychia lemnae is the source of this 2013-nucleotide messenger RNA. The record is from the annotation of a GenBank genome assembly. NCBI's taxonomy places the organism in Eukaryota, Ciliophora, Spirotrichea, Sporadotrichida, Oxytrichidae.
AUGAUAUAAGACGAUUCGGCUAAUUAAAGAGAUGAUCUUGAGUUUACGGGAAGAGAUGCUACUGGAGACAUAGAAAAUUUAAUGAAUUCAAAAUCUUAGGAAUCAAGUGAUGAUCAGUUUGAGCAAGAGAAAAUAUUUAUCGAAUGGAAAAAUAUUAACUUUUAUGUUCCAGCAAAAAGUAAAUCUAAAUUUCAAACCUCAAAAGAGGAGUCUAAAUUUCGAGAUCUAGAAGAAUCAGGAAAGUAGGAGGUGCUUCUGAAAGAUGAAGAUAAAAACCAUCACUUGGUUGAGGAAUAUGUCUAAGUAAAGGGUAGAAAUAUGAAGAGAAUUUUGAAAGAUUGCACAGGACAUGCUUGUCCAGGAGAGAUCUUGGCAAUUAUGGGUCCAAGUGGUAGUGGAAAGACAUCAUUGCUGAAUAUACUAAGUCAGAGACAAAACUUAAGUUAUGGAAGCUCGAUAGAUGGAAAUUUGCAAGCGAAUAAAAGGGAGAUUGAAAAAUCAGAUUUUGGAAAGUUUGGUGCAUUUGUCUAGUAAGAUGACGUAUUGUUAAUGACAUUUACACCAUUCUAACUUUUGACGUUUGCAGCUAAAAUGAGAACUAAUUUGGCAAUUGAGAAAUAAAAAUCGAGAGUUGAAGAUAUAAUAAAGAGACUAAGGCUUUAAAGCUGUCAAAAUACAUAUGUUGGAGGUAUUCUAAUGAAAGGACUUUCUGGUGGAGAAAAGAAGAGAACAUCAAUCGGAUAUGAACUAAUCACUAACCCUAAUCUAUUAAUCUUAGAUGAGCCCACUAGUGGUCUUGAUUCAUCGACUGCUCUUCAAAUUAUCCAACUCCUUAAAAGAGAAACUCAGAGAGGCAUGACAGUUAUAUGUACAAUCCAUCAGCCAUCCUCUGCUAUCUAUAAUUUAUUCAAUAGAAUCCUGGCUCUUUCAGAUGGCUACACUGUAUUCAAUGGAUAAGCAAGCGAAAUUUAGCAAUACUUCUAAAAUAUAGGAGUGAAAUUCCCCAAAUUUACCAAUCCUGCAGAUUUUUUAAUUAGAUUGGCUAUUGAUCCAUCAUUGAUAAGAAAAGAUCUCUCUGCUGAGUCACUUUAAAAUCAAGCAGUAAACUCUUACUCUAUACCAGAUAAAUAUCAACAUUAGACAGGCCUAAAUAGAAGGUUCUCAGUCAUAGGUAUCGAUAGGAAAAUCACAUUCUAACAGCAAUUAAGUUAUUUAUUAAUAAGACAAUUCACUUAUCUUUUAAGAAAUCCUAGGACAGUAUAUGGAUGCUUAUUCAUUUCAAUAUUUAUGAUUAUCCUGUAAUCAGCACUGUUUCAUGAUAUUGGACAAAAAUAAUUAUCCCUCACAGAUUACGAUGCAAAUUAUAGAACUUUAGGCAAUUGGGCUGGAUUCGUAUUUUUUGGCGUGUCUGAUCCAUUCAUCUCAAUCGGAAUGGCUUAAAUCUUACAGAUACCAUUAUUGAAUCCAGUUUAUUAUAGAGAAAAAGCUAGUGGGCUAUAUUCAGUUCAUGCAUACUAUUUAUCAGUGUUUAUUAGUUCAAUUACUAUGCUGCUUUUUUAUCCAUUCAUAGUUGGUUUUGGAACAUUCUAUUUUAUCAAACCAAUGAACUAAUCAGCUGAUAACUUGUUUAGAUGGAUAUUAGUUUUGCUAAUGGAGACUCUUAUAGGUUCAAGUUACGGAUUCAUGAUGGGAUGUAUCUUUGAUUCUGAUUAGACAGGGAUAAUCAUGAUGAUGUACACUGUUAUUAUUUAUGAUAUGGGAGCUGGAGUGUUCACCAAUCUAAAGAAUGCUAAUUUUGUGAUUAAAUUUCUCAGCUAUAUUAGUCCAUUUAGGUAUGCCAAUGAAAUUUAACUUAGAAGACUACUUGAUACUAAUCCAGCUAAGGAUAUAGCUUUGGAAUAUUAUACUUAUACCUAUGGCGAGGGUACCUGCUAUGCAGUUUUAGCAAGUUUUAUAGUAAUAUUUUUCCUAGUUGGAUAUGCUGCGCUUUAUUAUAAGUCUCGAUCAAUAUGA